Molecule: messenger RNA, 1828 nt
Organism: Mercenaria mercenaria
Lineage: Eukaryota; Metazoa; Mollusca; Bivalvia; Venerida; Veneridae
Exons: 5
Coding region: 800-1354 (184 amino acids)
Source: RefSeq, a predicted model, not a curated record
UAAAUUUAUAUUUUAUAAGCAAACUCACAAGAUGUGAGGCCCUGAAAGGGGUAUGUAAAAUGGGGACUGUAUGAACAUUGACUGAUGAUGAAUUCAACCACUUUGUCAUUUAAAAAAUUUCUCCAUAGUAUUAUAUUGAAACUUUCCCAAAAAUGUUGCAGUCAUUCCAGAUCAAAUAAUGAAAAGUGACCCAAUGUCAGGCCUUAAUGUGUUGAGCAUGCGUAACAAAACGCCCUCUUCCUCAGUAAUAUUUAGAUAAAUAUUUUCAAACAGACAAUAUAAGUCAUCUAUUUAUACUGAUUAUUUACCAAUUUUGUUUUUGUUUACACCAGUUGGUGUUAUAAGCGAUUGCUAUUAGAUGACAUGUUCAAGCAUAUAAAAUACCAAUUGCAAUCGAAUAAUUUGAAGGUGGUCGACUUUAUCAUCUAUUCGAGUUUAUCAUCAGUACCAGUAAACUAUGGAAAACUAUUAUUACAAAAUAACAUUAAAAGAAUGAAACUAAAAGUUUUUCACUACAAAAACAGAUUAUUGGAGUAUUGAACGCCAGCCGACUAUAUGACAAGCCACUACGCUACCACUAUACCACCCUGAGUAGUGGUUAAUGUUAGUAUCUUAACAAGGCAAAUCAAAUCAUGGUAACUUCCUAAAUUUUCAGACGAGUCUAUGAACUCCUAAACGUCAAACCCAAACCACAUCUUAUCAAAUGGCAAGUAUUAAGUAAAUAGUGUGGUAUUGUGACUGACAUGUUAUGAAUAAUGUUGCAAUUUAAUCUGUAACUCUCAUAGAAGAUUGUACGAACAUGGCCGAGGAAAGAGGGAAUGAGCAACAAUCAUCUUCUACAGUUGCAGAAAACACUGGAACUUCUACAGCUGCAGAAAACACUGGAACUUCUACAGCUGCAGAUAACACUGAAACUUCUACAGCUGCAAAUAAUACUGAAAAACUACCAGCAUGGGUUGUGGUUUUCUUACGCCUGUGCUUGUUCUCACCAUUCAAGUGGAAAAAUUGUACACUCAGUGUCAGUUCUAUCCAUUGUCUAUGGCUGGGUGUACAUAUAGCAAAACUUGUCUACCUUACAAUUCUAACAAUCAAAAUUGGUAACUGUCGGGAAACAGUCAGCACUGUCGUCGGAGAAGGCUAUACUGCACUGCAGCAUACGCUGUUAAAAGAUUGGGAUGCAAGUUUUGAGACAUUACCAUACCCACCAGCGCACGGCAAAUUUGCUUCUUAUUCAAUCGAUGACUUGAAGAGUAGAAUAAACUAUACCGUCGCAAAGGAAAGUAUCUUUCUGUUCAUUCCAAAAGUAGAAGAUAACAUACUCAGAUCUCACGUAUGGGACAGUCAGCUGCUAUGAAUUAAAUUUUAGAACAGCUCUGGUAUAUUUUGGUACAUGUACAAUUGGUGGUAUCAUCUACCUAGCACUAAAACCGUAAGAAUAUAAAUCAUGCCUGUGAAUGUCAAUGUAUACCCAGGCCUUUGGACCGGAGGUAAGGUACAAGCGGCCUAACUAGUAGAUAAUGGAAUCAGAAUAAGCCAAACAUCUUGAAUACCGGUAACUACGAGACAGUGAAUAAACCGCCUUAUCUUUUCAAGACUUUGGCUUAUAACGCUUCUAAUGCCAUAAUUUUCGAACGUAGCGAUCAGCAAAAUUUACACUUAGCAUGAUCUUAUUGGAAAGCUAAAUGCAAAACAGAGUUACUGGACCUGCACAGUGCAUUUCAACUCAUUAAUGUGAACAAUUGCGUGAAGUUUCAACCCAUUCCUAUUAGUGGGUACUGAGAUUCCAGCUUAAUAAAAAGACAUUUAAAUUAACUAUUUAACCAAGAAU